Molecule: messenger RNA, 1173 nt
Organism: Diutina rugosa
Lineage: Eukaryota; Fungi; Ascomycota; Pichiomycetes; Serinales; Debaryomycetaceae
Gene: HAT2
Product: Hat2p
Exons: 1
Coding region: 1-1173 (390 amino acids)
Biological process (GO): regulation of gene expression
Cellular component (GO): cytoplasm; Rpd3L-Expanded complex; nucleus
Molecular function (GO): histone binding
Source: RefSeq, a predicted model, not a curated record
AUGAGUGAACCCAUCCCCGAGACCCCGCUGGUCCAGGACGAGUAUGAAUUGUGGAAAAAGAACUGCCGCUACAUGUACGAGUUCGUCCUGGAGACCGCUCUUACGUGGCCGUCGUUGACGGUGCAAUGGCUCCCGCAGCACUCGACCAACGCCGACAACAACAUCGAUGCCCGCGUGUUGCUAGGCACCCACACCCUGGGCCAGGACCAAAACUACCUCAAGAUCGCCUCUACCGAGCUUACUAGUGACGCUAAUUUAGCUAGUGGUGGCCCCAAAGCCAAUGCCCGCAUCAAAGUGGUGAAGAAGUUCGCUAACGACGCCGAGAUCAACCGCGGGCGUGUCCAGCCCCAGGACCCUAACGUGAUUGCUACGAUUAAUGGUAACGGUGAAAUUGAUGUCUACAAUACGGAAACUGAUACUCGUAACCACUUCAUUCCCCACACCGAGAACGGGUACGGGUUAUCGUGGAACCGCCAUAAGCAAAACUGGCUCUUAUCGGGGUCCGACGACCGCUCGGUGGCCGUGACCGAUACUUCGCUUGCCUCCGAUAAGUCUACUAUCGUCAAGGUUGCUGACUCUCAUACUGAUAUCGUCAACGACGUGCUGUGGCACUAUUUCGAUGCUGAUGUGUUCGGUUCCGUCAGUGACGAUAAGACGGCCAAAUUAUGGGAUCUGCGUACACAAAAGUCAACUGCGCAAUUUGAAGUUCCCGACUCUCAAGGGAUCAAUACCAUUGGCUUCCUGCCAUUCUCUCACAACUUAUUUGCCGUGGGUAAUGCCAGUGGUACCAUCUCGGUGUUUGACCGGCGCAAACCGGGCCAGUACCCGCUCCACUCGAUGAUGGGCCACUCCGAGGCGAUCAACAUGUUGGAGUUCUCCCCUCACAACGACGGUAUCAUUGCCCUGGGGUCACUGGAUCGCAGAGUGAUCAUCUGGGAUUUGUUCAAGAUUGGCGAAGAACAACAACAAGAAGAUGCCGAAGACGGGGCUCCUGAAUUGUUUAUGAUGCACGCCGGCCACACCGCGGGAGUCACCGACUUGCUGUGGUGUCCCUACCGUCCGUGGACGUUGGCAUCAGUGGCUGAUGACAACGUUGUCCACUUGUGGCAAGUGGGCCAAAAAAUCCUUAACGAGGGCAGCGACGACGCCGUUGCCGAUGAUGAACUAGAAUAA